UUCCAAUACUCAACAGAAAGCACACGCCACACACCAAUGUCUCGUCCUUUUUUCUUCCUCCUCACUCUCUCUCUCUUCGCCACUUCCCUCUCUCUCUCCUCCCCCUCCCCGCCCAUACCAGACCGCUUCACCAAAUCAAUCCCCCAUUCCCUCCGCCAAAACCCGUUGCCCCAAGAAUACAUCGAGAUCACCCGCCCACUGCCCUCCGAUCGCCUGAUCCCCUCGUGCUCCCUCCAAGCCUUCAACCACACUUUCGGCGACACCAUCGGCCGCCCUCCCACCUCCGUCUCUUACUCCCCGCCGUCCGAUUGUCCCCCGCCAUGGUCCCGCGUCGUCCUCGAGCUGCGCGCUUCCUCCGACGGAGACCAGUAUGACCGCAUCGCCGCCGUCUGGCUCGCCGGUGCCGAGAUCCUCCGGACCAGCACCGCCGAGCCUAAUGCCGAAGGGGUAUUCUGGAAGGUUCGCAAUGACGUCACCAGGUAUGCCUUCCUGCUCCAACAGUCAAAUCUCGCGUUAACGGUCAUGCUCGAGAAUGUUAUCACCGACAACCUCACCGGCGUUUACGACGUUAGUCUUACUCUAUUGUAUUACAAAAGUAAUCACGUUGGGGUUCCACCACAACAUCACGAAUUAAAUAGGAAAUCUGGGCUUUUGGAGGAGAACAUAGCUGUGGAUUUUGUCAACAAAGAGAGCCAAUUAGGAUUAGAAUCUGAGAAAUUCAGGGAUAGUCCACUGAUUAGAAAGAGUAAUUCAGAUUCAUUGGGUCUUUACGAAACACCGGCGAAUUUGAUAAUCCCCGUAUCCAGUGGGGGUGAUGAAGGGUUUUGGUUCAGAAUCGAGAGUGAAUCGGGUGUUGAGUCGAAGGGGAUUCAGAUUCCUCCGAAUACUUGUAAGGCUGUACUCGAGAUAUACGUAUCGUUCCAUGGAAAUGAUGAGUUUUGGUACUCAAAUCCACCUGAUUCUUACAUAAGAACGAACAAUUUAACCACAGGGAGAGCCCACGGAGCCUACAGGGAGGUUUUUGUGACAAUUGAUGGGAGAUUUAUCGGCUCGGUGAUUCCAUUUCCGAUCAUAUUCACUGGAGGAAUAAAUCCCUUGUUUUGGGAACCAGUUGUCGCGAUAGGUGCUUUCAAUCUACCUUCCUACGAUUUCGACUUGACUCCAUUUCUGGGGUUUCUUUUGGAUGGGAAGGUUCAUUUUAUUGGGCUUGGUGUGGCCAAUAGCAUUCCAUUUUGGCUUGUGGAUGCUAAUCUACACCUUUGGUUGGAUCAUGACUCUUCGGCUGUUGAGGCCAAAACAGUAUAUAGCCAUGCUCCUAAACUAUCAAUCCAGCGAAGUUCGCGAUUUGAACUACUCGACGGAUCGUUCAAGAUUAAAGCGAAGAGGAAGAGUCAGUUCUCAGGGUGGGUGAAAUCAAGUGCAGGGAAUUUGACUACUCAUGUUCUGAAUCAGUUCAAGUACAAUAAUUUGAUAAGAUUUGAUAAAGAUGGUACUUACAAAUCCGUUAAACAGAGAGUCAAGACAGUGAGUGAAGUUAGGGUGGCAUCUGAGAUGGGUAGUUUGAUCAGCCGCUCGAUGGUGAAGAGGAAUUUCCCUCUCAGAAUGAUCACGUCAACAAUAUCCGGAUCACGAACCGAUGCCUAUUUGAUGGUCACGAAUGUUUCCCAUUCUUUGAGAGAGAAAUUGAUUUCCGGGGACUUGUCCAGCUCGUUGCAUAACAGUCAGGAUUCAAGGGGGUGGAUGGUGGUGAAGGAUCACAAUGUUCUCUCUGGAUCAGCUACCACUGACCAGAAUUUCAGUUCUAAGGGUGAGUUUGGUCGCUACUCUCGGUCCGUGUCAGCUACUGAUGGCCGGCUAAUCAGAGACAAUACGACCUUUUCUUGUGCAUCGUCGAUUUAGUUUUCAUCUUUUCUACUUUUCUAUUCACUGCCACGGGUAGGAUAUUGAGUCCAUGAGUCCAUCUCAUCCCCAACCCAGCAGGAUCAUGUGUCUCACGUCUCGUUCCGAAACUCAACUGUUAGUAGUUGUAGAAAUGUGGUAAUAUAGUGAAGAAUUCUUUGUGAGAAUGUGGAAGUCCAUCUCAGCUCCAACCCAGCAGGAUCAUGGGGCUCGAUUCUGGUUCGGAUUCUCGCUUCAGAAUCUCUCUUCUUGUUCCGAAUCUCAACUGUAAUAAUUCUUGUGAUUUGUCUGUUGUGUAAUUUAAGUGGAUAGCAUGCUAGAUUGGAGGCCGGAAA
Rhododendron vialii is the source of this 2234-nucleotide messenger RNA. Its product is annotated as peptide-N4-(N-acetyl-beta-glucosaminyl)asparagine amidase A. NCBI's taxonomy places the organism in Eukaryota, Viridiplantae, Streptophyta, Magnoliopsida, Ericales, Ericaceae. Gene Ontology annotation, cellular component: vacuole. The transcript is spliced from 2 exons. The record is from RefSeq and is a predicted model, not a curated record. Bases 37 to 1899 code for a protein of 620 amino acids.